This is a messenger RNA of Podarcis raffonei (Aeolian wall lizard), 1127 nucleotides long. It is a transcript of the gene BBLN, whose product is annotated as bublin coiled coil protein. NCBI's taxonomy places the organism in Eukaryota, Metazoa, Chordata, Lepidosauria, Squamata, Lacertidae. The coding region runs from base 65 to 355 and encodes 96 amino acids. The record is from RefSeq and is a predicted model, not a curated record. The transcript is spliced from 2 exons.
ACCCCUUACACACCCACUUGCUUUGCAAACCUGGGAGGCGAUUUCCGUGCUCGCCUGGGCAGAAAUGUCAGGCCCCAAUGGAGAGCCGCACCUGAGCCUGGGGAGGGGCGAGGAAGAGGAGCGGGAGGACGGCGAGGACCACAAUGGCUUCGGGGAGGCAGAAUAUGCAGCUAUAAAUUCUAUGCUGGACCAAAUCAACUCUUGUUUGGAUCACCUGGAGGAGAAGAACGACCACCUGCACGCCCGCUUGAAGGAGCUGUUGGAAUGCAACCGUCAGACACGCCUGGAGUUGCAGCAGCUGAGUGAAGGCGAGGAUGGGGAGAACGACACGCAGAGACCUGAGCCAGACACUUAAUGUCCACCAACCUUGUGUGGGAUAAAAGGAGGUGCAGGCACAUGGUUGCUGCUUCCAGUGGGACCUCCCCUUCACCAUGGGGUUAGUUUGAGUAGAAAAGGUGCUUUUGGUUUGUGUGUUUGUUUUAAAUAUCUCCUACCUGCUCUCCUCUCCUCCGGAGUUGUGGUUAUGGCUGCUUAUGUUGUUAAGCUCUCAAGGAAACGGGGUCUGCUUGUUUGUGAAGGGUAGAGGGCAAGAACUGGAUAGGUCUAAGCUGAAUCACACGUCAGGAUUUACGUUGAGCUGUGUCCUUUCUGGAUGAAUUUACCAUGUCAAGAAUUGGGAGGCUCUUGAGGAAAAUCUGAUUCCCAAGGUUGCUAGCCCCUAGUUCUGUCUGGCUAGAAGUAGUUCCAUGAUGAGAUACAUGAAACAAGUCUCCUUAGUUUUGACAGAAAUUGUUGGUUGUUAGCAGGGCCGUCUUAAGCAUAUCCGGCGCUGUGGUGCAAAGAUCCCUCUGGCGGCCCUACACCCCCCCCCCGUUUCCCAGAGCACGUAUAGGAUUUUUUUUUAGGGAGCUGACACCACGCUUACACAUUAUCUCUAACAAGCCCUUAGAACAAAAUAAAAUGAAAAGGCAGAAGAUCUAGUGAAGUCCUCAAUUCCAAAACAAGACUCAUUCAAGAUUCAGCUGCUGUUCUUCUAAUUCAUCCUCAUGAUUCAAAUCAACACAUAUCAAAAAGUUAAAGCGAUCACCAGUUUGUUGUUCUUUAAAUAAAUUGAUAAAUACACAGAG